AUGACUUCCAAGCAGAAUCCACCGUCUCUGUACGGCAUCCAGCGCACCAAACAGGGUCCUAGUCAAAAAGAUAUCACAUCGUCCUCGACGUUAGCAUUCACGUCGCAUCUGUCGUCACUCAUAUCGAAAGACGCCUCCGCAUCCUCCUCCAUAGCAUCAAAAUCCAGAACCGACCGCGGUGGGAGUUACACAUUCGCGCGAGGACGCGCGCGUCCAUCGAAAAGCGCAAAGCCGGAUAUAUUCUCCGUCCACAAUAAAGGAGCCCUCAAACGCGCUGCUGCAGACGACGCAGCCGGGGACAGUCACGAUGUACUACAAGUACACCAAAGGAGCGACACACUCGGCCACGUCGAUGCGGCAACAAUAGAGAGAUCCAAGCGGCGCAUGGCAGAAAAGGCAGAUUUAUAUGAGAAUUUAAGGAAAGGACAUCACCUGGCCGAUGGCGAUAGUAGUGAUGAGGAUGAAUCUAGAGAUGAUCACGUGUCUCGAAUGAGGAGGAAAGAGAGAAAUGCUCUUGUCGAUUUUGAUCGGAAAUGGGCAGAGGAUAAAGAACAAGAAGAAGGCGACGACAUUGAUGAAGAUGAUGAAGAUGAUGAUGAUGAUGGCACCGGAUCACUAGUUGAUUACGAAGACGAAUUUGGCCGCACACGCCGUGGCACGAGAGCGGAGGCUGCACAAGCAGCACGAAUCAAAAGACAGUCCGAGGCAGCGAUGACUAAAGAGGAAUAUUCGCGCCCAGCACGACCCUCGAAUUUAAUAUAUGGCGAAGCCAUCCAGACACAAGCAUUCAAUCCAGAUGCGGCAAUAGCAUCGCAAAUGAAGUAUUUGGCCUCCAAACGAGACCGAUCCGUCACACCACCGGAAAGUAAACACUAUGACGCAGAGGCGGAAGUGCGCACGCGUGGUACGGGAUUCUACAAAUUCUCCCAGGAUGCGAAAACACGAGAGCAAGAAAUGAAAGACUUGCUUAAUGUCCGUCGAGAGACGGAGCGAGAAAGAGAGGAGCGUGGCCGGCGGAAAGCUGAACGCGAGCGUUUGAAGCAAGAGAGGAGGGCGAAGAUACGUGAGUUAAGAGGGAAACGCCAGGCUGAGAAGUUUCUGGAUGGACUUGAAGUUUCGGUUUAA
Talaromyces atroroseus is the source of this 1125-nucleotide messenger RNA. RefSeq lists its product as hypothetical. The record is from RefSeq and is a predicted model, not a curated record. Bases 1 to 1125 code for a protein of 374 amino acids. Gene Ontology annotation, cellular component: nucleus. The transcript has a single exon. Lineage: Eukaryota; Fungi; Ascomycota; Eurotiomycetes; Eurotiales; Trichocomaceae.